AUGGAGGGUGGCUGCACAAACCUCACCGACGUCACGCGCUCGACGCAGCUGCUCAAGAUCAACGGCUACUGCAUGGCCAAGACCAUGGACAGCGACGACGGCCCCAUCAAAUCCAGGUGGAACGUCCAUGGGUACGACUGGGAAGUCCACCUCUAUCCCGCAGGCCUGUCCGGACGUCGUGUUUCCAGUCCGUCUUUAGCUCUGAAACUUAUCUUCGUCGGUGAAGCCCGCACGGGCAGCGUGAGGGCGAGUCUAUGCUGCCGGCUGGUAGAUCCAAGGGGGAAGCUCAAACCAUUUGAGGAGAAGAUCGAAGCAGGAACAUUCAAGCGUCCCCAAGAUUGCUCGAGUGCAGUGCUGGUGAUGCCGAUGGAGUAUCUAGAAAAGUCGGGCUAUCUCAAAGAUGAUUCUCUGACCGUUGAGUGCACCCUCACCGUGCCCAAGGAAAUACCCGAUGUGGUGACGAGAUCAAAUGAUGAAGUGGAUGUCCCGUCACCCGGCUUGCACCAUGACCUCGGUGAGCUCCUGCAGAGUGAGACCGGUGCGGACGUCACGUUUGUCGUCUCCGGCGAGUCAUUCGCGGCGCACAAGGCCAUACUCGCCGCAAGGUCCCCUGUUCUCAUGGCGGAGUUCUUUGGGAAGAUGAAGGAGAAGACCUGCAGGCGCGUCGAGGUGAAGGACAUGGAGGCGCCGGCAUUUGAGGCCAUGCUGCAUUUCAUCUACACUGACACGGCACCUGAGCUCGAUGAACCGCUGGAGACGAAGGUUGUUAUGGCUCAGCAUCUACUCGCUGCUGCUGACAGGUAUGGGCUGGAUAGGCUCAAGCUGAUGUGUGAAGACAGGCUUUUCCGGGGCAUCACUGUCGACACCGCUGCGACGACUCUGGCUCUAGCGGAGCAGCAUAGCUGUUCCUUGCUCAAGGAUAAGUGUUUAGAGUUUAUCGUCAGCACUCCUGCCAUCCUUGAUGCCGUCAUGGUGACGGAGGAGUAUACCCAACUGGAGGAAACCUGCCCUUCGGUCCUGCGCGAGCUUCUCAAGUCUAUACAUGUCACUCAAUCAUACCAGAGCAAUGGAGGGAUGUUCAGUGUUAAGUUUAUUUUCAGUAAUUUUGAGGUGAUCACUAGCUUUGGCUCACCUGCUUUUAUUGAUCCAGCAGCUUUGGGAAAUGAUACAUUUAAUGGGCCAGUCAGGACGCCUGCAGCUGAAGAGCACACCGGUGAGACGGCUGAAGGAUCCACUCCUCCCGAUGAUGGCUUGCUGAGCUCCCUUGAACUUGAUCGAGAAUAUGCUUGGGGUGGUAGUUUAUUCUGUGUCUGA
Lolium rigidum is the source of this 1314-nucleotide messenger RNA. RefSeq names its product BTB/POZ and MATH domain-containing protein 1-like. The coding region runs from base 1 to 1314 and encodes 437 amino acids. The transcript has 3 exons. Gene Ontology annotation, molecular function: protein binding. The record is from RefSeq and is a predicted model, not a curated record. Gene Ontology annotation, biological process: protein ubiquitination. NCBI's taxonomy places the organism in Eukaryota, Viridiplantae, Streptophyta, Magnoliopsida, Poales, Poaceae.